This is a messenger RNA of Bemisia tabaci, 1226 nucleotides long. RefSeq names its product cap binding protein 20 (gene Cbp20). The record is from RefSeq and is a predicted model, not a curated record. Lineage: Eukaryota; Metazoa; Arthropoda; Insecta; Hemiptera; Aleyrodidae. Gene Ontology annotation, biological process: mRNA cis splicing, via spliceosome. Gene Ontology annotation, molecular function: RNA cap binding. Gene Ontology annotation, cellular component: nuclear cap binding complex.
GGUAUUAUUUACAUUCGGAGGCUUUCGACGUUUCUAGACGCUGUGUCGGCCGUUUUUCUGGCUAUUGAAACGCAUUUUGGAGUUAAAACUUGAUUUUUUUUGUGAUAAAAUGACUACAGUUACAUCACCUUCAGUUGAAUUGAGUUCUUACAGAGACCAACAUUUUAAGGGGUCACGAGCAGAACAAGAGCGCCUUUUAAGAGAAUCAACUACCUUAUACGUCGGAAACCUUUCUUUUCAUACAACAGAGGAGCAAAUAUAUGAACUUUUCUCUAAAUGUGGCGAUAUCAAGAGAAUCAUCAUGGGUUUGGACAAAUACAAGAAGACACCUUGUGGAUUUUGCUUCAUGGAGUAUUACACAAGAGCCGAUGCAGAAAAUUGUAUGCGGUAUGUGAAUGGCACAAGACUUGACGACAGAAUUAUCCGAACCGAUUGGGAUGCUGGGUUUGUAGAAGGACGUCAAUAUGGACGAGGGAAAACUGGUGGGCAAGUGCGUGACGAGUACCGAACAGAUUUUGAUGGAGGGCGAGGUGGAUAUGGAAAACUUGUUGCACAAAAAGUUGGAGCUCCAGAAAUGGGAUUCAUCGUCCAGUGAAUCGUCGCUGACAUCAGUGUCCUCAGUGACUGGAAACAAACUGCCUCUCUUCAGUGUGACUUCACAUGUGUUUUGUCCAAUAAGUUGUUUUCUAAAAAGAAAGCAAUUUAAGGUGCGAUCAUGUGAAUGAAUUGGUUACUCUGGACAAGACCCUGACUUUUUCAAGAGACACUUAUGCCCUUUUUCAAUCCUGAUAUUGAAAUAUCAUCAGUCAGUUUCAUUCAUCUCCACGUUUAAGUUAUAUCGUGGAAUAAUUUCUCUUGUAACUCUAAAGAAAGUAUUCUUUACACAUUUGAUCACCCUCUUGACCCAUUAAUCAUCCAAACGACAUUAUUUUUUUUCUUCUUGACCAUUCGUCCGAUAAUUUCCCAAAACCAUCUCUUUGUAUACUUUUAGAAAUCAUUUUUUUAAACAAGUGAAUUGUAUUGCACCAGUUCCUGCUAGUUUUUAUUCUAAAUCGGCAAAUGUGAAUCAUUAAUUUAUUGUGAAAUUUUGUGAUUUUAUGAGUGUAAAAUAGAAUAAGUAAAUAUGUACCUAUUGCAAAAAUCAGUUAUGUGUAAAGGUUUGCAAAACUAAUUGUAAGUUAGUAUCUAAUAUGGAAUAAAAAUUGUUAUUUUUUGCAUUUUUUCAA